AUGGUAUGGAAAGAAGAAAGUAACUAUCCGGAAAGCCCUGAUAUUGUCUUAAAGAAUGAAUAUCAAACAUUCAAGUUUCAUAUAAUCAAAGAAGGUGUAUAUCCACCAAAGCAUAAACUUAAAUAUACUCAGCGUCCUGUAAAGUAUCCUAUACCCCAUAAUUAUGCUGUUCGAACUAUAUAUUCAAAAAAAAAAUAUAUUGUUAAGUGCACGAUAGAUUAUAUUGGUGAUAAACCAUUAUAUCAAGUAUACUUUGGAAAGUAUUUAGAUAAGUUUGUAGAGUCAGAAAAGUCAACUUCACAUGCUGCACAAUUAUAUUGUGAGGCUUUGGUUAAAGAUAUUCAAACCAAUGAACGAACAGAAUCCAAAAGCAGGCUCUCCGGGCCUCUUCUUUUUGGCUUAUACUGUAAAAGUGUAGAAUCAGUUCGUAAAAUAUUGUCAUCAAAUGAGAUAGUACGAAUGAAACCAUUUAAUGAUUAUAGUAUCUCAGCACAGCGCAAACAUGUAUUAGGUUUAGGAAAACGGUUACUAGAAAUUGCGGAAGAAGAAAAAGAGAAUUUUUUUCAUCCAAAUGAUAACAUUAUCCUUAAACAAGCAAAGGCUGGAGCAGUUUAUGAUAUGAGACAAGAAAUAACAAAUAGAGUAAAUGAAAAAAUUCCUAUUAGUUUAGUUGAUAUUGAUCAGCCAACCAGUUUUGAACCAAUUACUAAAGAGUCUGAUAUUACAGAUCCAAUCAUAAUUUCUAACAUCAUUGCAUCUAUCGGUAAAGGCGGACAACGACGAAUUACAGAUAUACUUAAUUAUAUAGUUCCAUUAUAUGUUCAAAAAGGG
Dentiscutata heterogama is the source of this 831-nucleotide messenger RNA. Lineage: Eukaryota; Fungi; Glomeromycota; Glomeromycetes; Diversisporales; Gigasporaceae. The record is from the annotation of a GenBank genome assembly.